Danio aesculapii is the source of this 4615-nucleotide messenger RNA. Its product is annotated as zinc finger protein 883. NCBI's taxonomy places the organism in Eukaryota, Metazoa, Chordata, Actinopteri, Cypriniformes, Danionidae. The record is from RefSeq and is a predicted model, not a curated record. Bases 292 to 2184 code for a protein of 630 amino acids. The transcript is spliced from 3 exons. Gene Ontology annotation, cellular component: nucleus. Gene Ontology annotation, biological process: regulation of transcription by RNA polymerase II. Gene Ontology annotation, molecular function: RNA polymerase II cis-regulatory region sequence-specific DNA binding; DNA-binding transcription activator activity, RNA polymerase II-specific.
UUUACGUGUUGUUAUUUACAACCAGCAUCGCUUUAACGUCUUUUAGAUUUGGGAAACGCUCCCAGUUGCUGCGUUAGGUCGUUUAUAACAAGUAUUUACCUUGUACAAUGGACGGCGUUGGUGUCAUUUUAGGGGUGGAUGUUCAAGGCGUUUGUUUGAAGAUGGUGUUCACUGGGGGCUGUCACAGUCCACUGGAUAAUAACCAGAGGCUCUAGUCUUGUCCGGUGGGAUUUUAACGUUACACCCAAAUGCAGCAAAUGAACUGACGUUUGUCCCCCGGUUGUUCAAAAGAUGAAAGCCAACUUGUUAAAGAAAACAAAGUUAUCCAGUCAAAAGAAAAAAGACAAACUGCUGCAAAAUGGUGAUAAGGAGCCACUUCUAUCGGAUGUUGAUGCCAUCUGUGUUGGCACAGAUGAAACAGAAACAUCUAAUGAUAUCCAGGACUGUGUAAUGGACUGUUGUCCCAAAGUCACACAGAUGAGUCCAGAACAAAGAGAGCUGGAAGCUUUGGGAGUCCUAAUGCUUUCUGGGCAACACCAGCAGCAGAAUGUGAACCUGCAGCCUCGUCCUCCUGCACUCAGAACAUUUGUUCCAAAGACAGAGCCAGAUUUCUUUCCCUUAAACCAAACUAGUUUUCAGGUUAAAACUGAGCCUGAAAUUUAUGAAGUAUUUCAGAGAGAGUCUACCUUGACUGUGGAGGAGGAAAAUGAGAGAUGGAAGGAAGUGAAACUUGAGAUGCCCGAGGAAAACCUGCUGUGUAAUUCAGACCUGGAGGAAACCAUGGCUUCUUCCUCCCUGAUUUUUCCUUGCCCCCAUUGCUCAGUGACUUUUACUGACUUUACAUACUUGGACAAGCACCUCAAAUGGUGCCAUCGAAGUGAAUACCUGUCAUGGGUGAAAAACCACAAAGUCUACAACUGUUCCAAAAUAACCUCCGGGAUGCUUAGCUGCACUUCCUGCCACUAUCGUUUCUUCUCUCAAAGCCAACUGGAGACCCACAUGCGCAAGGCUCACCUUCCGACACCCAAACCCACCCGAAAACGCUUCACCUGUCCGCAGUGUGAUCGCAGCUUUGAUUACAUUGGAAACUUACAAAACCAUUGCCGUCGAUGCCACAGCUUAUCUACGGUGUGCAAAGAUGGAAAUAUUAGCUGUGCUGAAUGCGGUAAAAGCUUUGCAGGAGUCUGGGGCCUUGGACCACACCGCUGUCAUGAUGAUGAGAAGAUACUUGAAACAAGUGUCAGUGAACCCCUUUGCACAGACCGUGGGUAUUUGUGCCAAGAUUGCGGCAAGAACUUUUCUACUCUCCAAAGUUUAAAGACGCACAAACGCAUACACACCGGCGAGAAACCGUGCAUCUGCGGAGACUGCGGCCAUAGCUUUUAUGACAUGGGGAGUCUGCGCAAACACAGAGUCAUCCAUACAGGAAUUCGGCCUUUCAAGUGUCCCGAAUGCAGUAAAGAGUUCGCUAGGAUGGGCCACCUCAGAUGCCAUCUGAGGACCCAUACGGGAGAAAGGCCAUACCCAUGUCCUCAAUGCGGCAUGAGAUUCAGCCACCGCUCAACGCUUCGCAUCCACCAACAAGUUCACUCCAAGGAAAAAGCAUUUCCGUGCGCUAUCUGUGGCAAAGCAUUUUCUGCUUUGAGGUAUGUGAAGGUCCACCAAAGAGCGCACAACUCUGAGAGAAUUCUGAAAUGCAGAGAGUGUACAAAAACUUUUACACGAGAGGAUGUGCUUAAGAAACACCUGCGCAUUCACUCUGGUGAACGGCCGUAUUUUUGCAACAUCUGCAGCAAGCGUUUUGUACGCAUCCAGCACCUGAAAAACCACAUGCGCACUCAUACCGGUGAGAAACCGUAUCGCUGUGAACAGUGCGGCUCCAGCUAUGCGCAGUCUGGAGAUUUGACCAAACACAUGAGGAAGCACACAGGAGAAAAACCCUACGCCUGUUCAGACUGUGAGCGUCGCUUCAGCAGCUCAGGGGACCUGAGCAAGCACAGACGCAGUCACACGGGCCACAGACCCUAUAAGUGUUUAGAGUGCGGGAAGAGCUUUUUAUUGUCUCAGCACCUGAAGUUACACAAACGAACACACACGGGCGAGAGGCCAUACAGUUGUCCACAGUGUCUCCGCACAUUCACACGCUCACACCAUCUCUCUCAACACAUGGAGAAGCACGCAUGAGGACAGAUGACUGCACGCCUGUCUAAUCUUUCAUGUAGGAAAAUGAAUCGAGAGUUCAUUGAUGAAUUGGGAAAUCAGUUUGCCUUAAGUAAUGUAAUCCAGACAGAUGGUUUUCUUCCUUGGGAUCUACUUAAAAGUUUAGCAUAUUGUAACGUACCCAUUGUUAGGCCUGUCAUGACAUCCGUUUUUUGUUCUACGAUAUAUUACACUAAAAUAUAUUGCGAUAAACGGUAUUAUUGUCAUUUUAUUCCACUCAUUGAAUAAUGCCAGAAUGACAAUAUAAUAUCAGCACAAGGCUCUUCCAAAAAACACAUAAUAUUUUAUUCUUAAGAACAUUUAAUUUAAUUAUAGUCAUUUCAAUCAGAAUGUGAAAACACAUCCUAAAUAAAUAAAAAUAAAUGUUAAGAAAAAAGUGCAAGGUAAAAAGUAACAGAGGCUGCAAUAUCGGCUAUCUAUUUUCAGUUGUCAGACACCCACAUGAAAAUACACUAUAGUAAUUUAUAGUAAAUACUAUAGUGUUUUUUUUUUUUUUUACCAUACUGAUACCUCUGAUGGAAAUAGAGAUGUUGCACAAUCUGCUAGAAUUGGUUUUUAUGUAUGGGGGAUAUAUAAUGCAUCACCAAAAAUGAUUAGGCUCAUGUCCAUGUGUUGUGCGGUAAGUCGAUAUAUUGAUUAUUGUGCCUACGCAUUUUCAAUGAUCAAAUAGAAUUAAUGCCGUUUACGUAUUUUUGUUCAACAAGAAACAAGCAACUGACAAACAGUGCUUUGAGUAUGAUGUGUCUAUUUAAUCCCUAGCAUUAUAAAUUGUAAAUAAAAUAAAGUGUCUAUUUAGCCAUUUAAAGACACUGUUGGUUCAUAAGAAUAAUAUAUUAGACUUAUAAUAGAUUGCUGUAGCAUUGUAAUAAUAAUCUGCAACUUGAAAUUAGUCUAUGGGUGCAAUAAUGGAAGCAUUCUAGAGCUACAUCGUUUAUAAACUCAUCACUCGGUGCUCUUGGAAAUAAUGAUGUUUCAGCAGAUUUUUCCGACUACUGUAACUGUAGCAACAGUGUUAGGGUUCCUCUUGUUUUAAUAUGAAAGUGACGUCAUUUUGCCCUGUUCAUAUUUUAACAUUUUUAUAAGCCUGGCGCACAGCUAAAAAUUAAUUCUGCAUUUAGAACUUUAAUGCUUUAUGGAGGACACUGAAUGACUAUAUUUGUGUGUUUUCCAUACUGCACUAAGCAUGGGCCGGGAUAAGAUUCUAACUGUAUGAUAACCAUGGAUAAAUAUAUCAUGGUUUUACGAUGUUGUGAUUACUGCUCUAAAAUAUAUUCUUUUUAAAUGUUUGGGUAAAAAAACAACAACUUUUUUCCCCUUUGAACACAAUGGCUGCGCCUGAAAUCACAUACUUCCAUACUAUAUAGUACGCUAAAAACAGUAUGCGAGCCAAGUUGUAUGUCCGAAUUCAUAGAAUUCGAAAAACAGUUUGCUAGUAGUACCCAGAUGACCUACUACUUCCGGUGAGAUUCUGAAGUGUGGAUCCAAUGGAUGCUACGCUAUCUCAUGAUGCGCCGGGAAAGAUUUCAUGAAUAGGAGUGAAGCGGGAAUGUCACAUGAUGAUGGCAAAAUGGCAUCCAUAGUACAUCAGAGCUCCAUUCAUACUACUCACAAUCAUACUGUAUAGCACGUACUUUUCUAUCGGUCGAGUAGUAAAUACAAAUGCAGUACCUAUUGAGUAGUAGGCGAUUUCGGACACAGCCAAUAUAUUUUAUUUUGUGAAACAUUUAAAAUAUUUUGAACGGUAAACAUGUCAGGCUAAAUUAUUAAAAUCAGUCAUUGACUUCUGCUGUCUUCAUUAGUUUCAAAAACAGAUUUCUUUACAACUUAAAACGGCAUCUUUGGUUAUCUUUUCUGAUGGAGAUACUUGUCCUAUAAAACAAAACAAAACAAAAUCUUACACUUACCGUAAGAACGGUAUAACAGAAAGCUUUGUCAGUUUUUAAAACCUUGAAUUUUCCAAACCAUGGUAUAUUUUGAAAACUCUUAUCGUCUCAUGCCUAUACUGCACUGUAAUGGGUUGGUUAUUUUAUAGUUAUUUGUGUGGUUGUUGAUUCUACCAGGUUAUUUUGCAGUUGUUUUUGUGGUUGCUCAUUCGUCUACCAAUGCCAAAGUAUUUUUAUUACCUUCAAAGGGUAAUAUAAUUGGGAAAAAAAACUUUACUGUAACUAGUUUGGAGGAAAGUCUUUUUUUGAAAGAUAUUCUUGGCAUAAAACAUGUAUAAACAAUAUGUUGUGUUAAGGUUUAUGAGUUUACUGUUAACUUUGAAACGGAUGAAUUUAAAUGACUUUUGCUCUGUUUUGAACUGCAGUGUUUUGUCAUUGUUUUUGCUUGAAUUGUGAAUUAAAGACUGUAUUCUUAUGUUAAAUGAAGCAGUAAAUACAGUAUGCUAACCAGA